UGGCGGUGCCGGAGGGGGCGUGGCCAGGGCGCGCGCGGCCGCCAUGGGGCUGCUAACGAUCCUGAAGAAGAUGCGCGAGAAGGAGCGCGAGCUGCGGCUUCUCGUGCUGGGAUUGGACAACGCCGGGAAGACGACGCUGCUGAAGCGGCUGAACGGGGAGGACGUGGGGGGCACCUCCCCCACCCUGGGCUUCAACAUCAAAACCCUGGAGCACCGCGGGUUCCAGCUGCACGUGUGGGACGUGGGCGGGCAGAGCUCGCUCCGCUCCUACUGGCGCAACUACUUUGAGAGCACGGACGGGCUGGUGUGGGUGGUGGACAGCAGCGACCGCCAGCGCCUGCGGCUGUGCGCCCGCGAGCUGCGCGCCCUGCUGCGCGAGGAGCGCCUGGCCGGGGCCACCCUGCUUGUGUUCGCCAACAAACAGGACCUGCCCGGGGCGCUGCCGGCCGGGGACAUCCGGGAGGCCCUGGAGCUGGACUCCAUCCGCAGCCACCGCUGGCGCAUCCAGGGCUGCUCGGCCUUCACCGGCCGUGACCUCCUGCCCGGCCUGGACUGGCUGCUGGACGACAUCGGAGCGCGCCUGUGCCCCCCAGACUGACCCCUGACCCCGGAGAGACCCCGGAGUCACCCCCCCCAUCAUUCCGGGCUCCGGGAGCCCCCCCGUUCAAUGGGGGGGUCCUGCCCCUGCUCCCCCCAGCUGGGUUUGGGGGUUUGGGGGUCCUGGCCCCCCCCGGUGCCAAUAAAACCGUGGUCACAGGAAA
Messenger RNA from Hirundo rustica (Barn swallow), 761 nucleotides. RefSeq names its product ADP ribosylation factor like GTPase 2 (gene ARL2). The transcript has 5 exons. The coding region runs from base 44 to 598 and encodes 184 amino acids. Gene Ontology annotation, cellular component: microtubule cytoskeleton; cytoplasm. The record is from RefSeq and is a predicted model, not a curated record. Gene Ontology annotation, molecular function: GTPase activity; GTP binding. Gene Ontology annotation, biological process: protein folding. Lineage: Eukaryota; Metazoa; Chordata; Aves; Passeriformes; Hirundinidae.